This is a messenger RNA of Exophiala oligosperma, 648 nucleotides long. RefSeq lists its product as uncharacterized. Lineage: Eukaryota; Fungi; Ascomycota; Eurotiomycetes; Chaetothyriales; Herpotrichiellaceae. Bases 1 to 648 code for a protein of 215 amino acids. The record is from RefSeq and is a predicted model, not a curated record. The transcript has a single exon.
AUGGCCUCGAAUGACGGGCAUUCUUCGUUCCAGAUCGAUGUUCGCCUUCGACUGUGCCACCAAUUCGAACCCAUAAAGAGCCAGAACUCAGAAAGCCAGCCAUAUCUUAAUUUGGCAAGUCUCAGUAUUCUGAAGGUGAACAGCACUCCAAGACCUACCGGCAUUUUUGCCCCAGCCACUGAUCAUUACAAAGUUCUGAAAGUGGAAACCCGGAGUCUAUUUGCGCGCCUCACGUCCAACAAUUCGAGCUUCAGCAAUUUGAACGAAAUCGGACUCUUCACCAAUGUCAAUCUGAAUAAAUCAUACCCUGGGAUGCGGGUUGUCCUUUUCCGUGCCAGUUACUCGCAGACUAUUGGAGAACCGGACGGUGCACGUCGUGUGAUAUUGCCGGAUAAGCCCAAAAUUUUCAACCCUCGACUUCAUUCACAUCAACAGAGCUAUCGGACCUGGGCUGCAGAUGAGAAGAAUUCGGCGAAACCAGACCCGUGGCAAACGACAACACUACCUGGUAGCCGUGAGACCUAUACUCAGGCAUUCAGAAUGUUUACGGGAGGCUACUACCAUGCCCUUUUCUUCAGGGAAAAUGGGUAUGCCGGUAUUAUUUCAGAUAUUCAGUACAUGUGUGUGAUUCUCUUCCCAGAAUCAUAG